CUGCUGAAUGCCAGACUGAUGUUUCUCGUAAUUUUGACAAUAAUGGUAUAUUUGACAAAAGCUGAUGUGAAUUUAGAUACAAAAGAGGCAGCAACUCCGAACGAACAUUAUGAAAACGAACCUAUGUACGAUGUUUACGAAUACGUGAAUAAUUUACAUUUACAGAGAUGUGCGCUAGUAGCCGUAGGCUUAAAGUAUUUCUCAAUAUUUGUAGAAAGUGCAGUUUUAGAUAAAAAUAACCGAAUACGUAGUAGCAAAUUCUUCCUGGGGAUGUGUCAUCAGAGCACGCUGGAAAAAUGGAAAUUUUGUUCACCACAUCUGGAAAGGAAACGACCGCAUAAGUGCAAGUUUCGCUUGAGGACUGGAAAAUAUCACGGAAGGGUCCACAGGCGAUAUUGCGACUUUGGUGUGUUGAGUCGAAAUCCUGAUUGUCCGUGCGUCAGUACCAUUUUCGGAGAAACUAUGUACAAAGUUAUCGGAUUUCCUGCAUGUUACAUCCCACCUUUAUCUGAUACGUUAUGCAGGUACAAUCCAUGUGGAAUGGAGCAGUGUCAACCGACCAAAGUUGAGGAUACAAUUUUUUCUCUUGAAUGUCACCCGAAGUGUGAUGGUAGUAAUCCGUUUUGCGAGCACCCCUUGGAUAAAUCAGCUGCACUGCCUUUAAUCUCCUCCAAUUGGACCAGUUGGAAACUUUUAGAUACACAGAAAGUAGCAACGAACGCGGGACAAAAACUAUAUCAGUCAAUAUGCACAAACAGACUCACGUCGGUAGAUAAUUUGUGGAUCGUUUGUUCGAGGUUUGCUAAUAUUGUGCUACAUUGUUUUAUAGGAAUCAAAGUGAUGUCGAUUGUCUUGGACCAGGUACAGCUUGGUAAGCUUAUAAAAAUUAAUUCAAAUAAGACACAGACACCAAAAAGUGUAACCAUUCUUUUAUAUCUUGGCUAAAUAGAAUCUUUUUGCUUUACAUCUCUGCAACCAUAACCAACUGUAUGCAAUGUCCUUUCAUGCUUUCCAUCAAUUAUCAGUACGGCAUGGGUCUAGUCAUUUGGAGAUAUGACGGGGAGCAAAUUGCAAGGUCAAUUAUUUUGCUGAUGAACCACAUGACAUAUGAAUUUUUAGCUGCCCGGAAACUAUUCAAAACUGCACCUGUGAGGUUUAUCAAGAAAAUGGUACUGCCAUAGCAGAACGUGUAAUUUAUACAGAUCAAGGGAACCACACUUUGGAAAGAAGAAAAAGCUUCACAGAGGACAGUUUGACAAUUGAUCUGCUCCCAGAAAGUAAUAACGAGGAUGAUCAGAAACGACACGCUAGAGGUAUAUGACAAUUCCUGGACUUCCACUUCCUCUCUACCUUAAUGAUAUCGUUUGGUCGAUAAGAGUCGGAAUUAUAUACUUACUGAGAAUCUUUGACUUCAUGAUCACAGACGAACAGUAGAUCUCGCUAAGAAAAUAAAAUCUAACCUCCUUGCUGUUCCUGUUCGAUUACAGAAACUAAUGACGUUACCGAAGAUAUAGCUGACGAUGAUGAAGACAUAGACGAAGAAAGCGACGAUGAUGAUAUUGUAAUGGAAGAAAACACUCAAUUUGAAGAAGGUGUAACCACGUCUACUGAAGAGAUGGAAAGAGAUGAACUUGUGACUGUCAGUGACUAUGAAAGGAAUGGUAACAGUUCAGCUGCGUUUGAUGAAAUCAUAGUAGCUGAGAAUACUACUGCUAGUUUUAAACGCGGUAGAGGAGGAGAUAGUGAUAUAAGACCUUUCAGAUGUGUCUAUUAUAUUUAUAUCUACGUCGUGUAUUAUACAAUGAAGUAGUUGAAUAUUGCAAUUAUAGC
This is a messenger RNA of Acanthoscelides obtectus, 1830 nucleotides long. Lineage: Eukaryota; Metazoa; Arthropoda; Insecta; Coleoptera; Chrysomelidae. The record is from the annotation of a GenBank genome assembly.